AUGAGUGUGAAAAAGCCCACCGAGCUGACAAGCGACAUUGACUUCAUCCAGACUCCUCCGGCUAAGCCCUCGGAGUUUAAAACUGGAAAGGACUGCGGCAUUGCCCUGACCGACUCCCCAUCCAUUCACAAUGCUCCCUUACCUGCCGAUGGUGCGGGAAAUGAGAGCUUCUCCAACUAUGUUCUCGCUGGCGCCCUCAUUGGCGUUCCUGGCCUCCUGACCUUCCUCCUGGGGGGGAGACUGAAGACCUUUAUUUUCAUCGCCCUUGUGUCCACUCUUCCCGUUCUGGUGGCCUUCUGGACCUACGUCUCCACCUACAGCCCACGCACCAACGAGAAGGUCAAACUCCCCGGCCGACCCAUCGAACAUUACCUGACCUUCAAGCGUGAAGAGGACAAGUCGAAAUGGCAUGGCAAGAAGAUCCCGAUGCAAACCUUUGCGGAGAUGUAUCUGGAUGGCCUGGUUGAUUUCAACGGCGACACCUUGGAUGUGAUGGAAUACCGCCACGACUGGGCGAACUUCGCGUUCACCUGGGAGCUGUUCAAGUUCAUUGUCUUCACGUUCUUCAUCGACGUCAUCUUCCACACCAAGGCUCAAGAUGAUGAGCAGAUCCGUCCCAACUACGAUUGCGGUAACGACCAUUAUGCCUGGUUCCUCGGUCCUCGCAUGAUCUACACCUCGGGCAUUAUCUCUGAUACGGAGAAGGAGGAAACCCUGGAGGAAAUGCAGGAUAACAAGAUGGCUGUUGUUUGCGAGAAAAUCGGUUUGAAGGAAGGCGAGACCAUGUUAGACAUUGGCUGUGGUUGGGGAACCCUGGCCCGGUUCGCUAGUUUGAACUAUGGCGCCAAGGUGACCGGACUUACCAUUGCGGAGAACCAGACCGCUUGGGGCAAUGACGCUCUGCGGAACGCCGGUAUCUCGGAUGAACAGAGUCGCAUUGUCUGUAUGGACUACCGCGAUAUCCCUCGCCAGAAAUAUGACAAGAUCACGCAAUUGGAAAUGGGCGAGCAUGUUGGUAUCCGGAAACUCACGACAUUCUUCCGCCAGUGCUAUGAUAUGCUUAACGAUGACGGAGCUAUGUAUGUUCAGCUCUCUGGAUUGAGACAGGCAUGGCAGUACGAGGACUUCAUCUGGGGAUUGUACUUGAACAAGUACAUCUUCCGUGGUGCGGACGCCUCGACCCCUCUGUGGUACUAUGUCAAGUGUUUGGAGCAGGCUGGAUUCGAAGUCAAAGGAAUUGAUACCGUUGGUGUCCACUACUCUGGCACUCUCUGGAGAUGGUACCGUAACUGGGUUGGCAAUGUUGAAUCAAUCAAGGCCAAGUUUGGGCCGAGAUGGUACAGAAUCUGGGAAUUGUUCCUCGCCUGGUCUGUCAUCGCAUCCCGUGAAGGCUUUGCCACCUGCUACCAGAUGGUAGUCGUCAAGAACCUGAACUCCACUCAUCGUAUCAAUGGCCUUGCUAGUCAGUUUGGUCUUGGUGGUGCCCUCGAAUCGAGCAGAAAGGCGGGCAAGUCUCGUCUGCCUUGA
This is a messenger RNA of Penicillium nucicola, 1527 nucleotides long. RefSeq lists its product as uncharacterized. The transcript is spliced from 4 exons. Bases 1 to 1527 code for a protein of 508 amino acids. Lineage: Eukaryota; Fungi; Ascomycota; Eurotiomycetes; Eurotiales; Aspergillaceae. Gene Ontology annotation, biological process: cellular response to biotic stimulus. The record is from RefSeq and is a predicted model, not a curated record.